Molecule: messenger RNA, 492 nt
Organism: Penicillium diatomitis
Lineage: Eukaryota; Fungi; Ascomycota; Eurotiomycetes; Eurotiales; Aspergillaceae
Exons: 2
Coding region: 1-492 (163 amino acids)
Source: RefSeq, a predicted model, not a curated record
AUGGUUGACAAUCAUCCUCGAUUUUUACAGAGCUUUCGGUUUUUUUUUCUAAUCCACUGUCUCAUCUGUGAUCUGCACCCCGCCCAUCUCACUCCCAACACCGAACUCACCAGCGUCCAACGCGCCGCCUUCCUCAGCCUGCUUGAGAACGGCGUCUCCCCGAGCACCAUCGCGCGCGAUUUCCAGAUCUCGCGCAACACGCCGCUCGCGCGCGGGCAGACCGUUUCUGCUGAGCGUCAAGACCAAGAGGAGGAUUUGUCGGCGCGGCAGCAUCCGGAGUGGAGGAGUAUGGGGGAGAUUAUGCGGGAUUUGGACGAGGGGGUGUCCAAGUCGACGGUGCGGAAGGCAUUGAUGGAGGAGGGGCUUUGGACGGUGGGUGGGAAUAAUGUGAAGAUGGGGCGGAGGGAGGAGACGGAGAAGACGGAGAAGACGGAGAAGAAUGAUGUAGAGACGAGUCAGUUUAUGCCUGCGUCGGAAGCGAGUGUUGAGUGA